Cantharellus anzutake is the source of this 1143-nucleotide messenger RNA. RefSeq lists its product as uncharacterized. The record is from RefSeq and is a predicted model, not a curated record. Bases 230 to 934 code for a protein of 234 amino acids. The transcript has a single exon. NCBI's taxonomy places the organism in Eukaryota, Fungi, Basidiomycota, Agaricomycetes, Cantharellales, Hydnaceae.
AAAAAUCAAAGUAUGGCCUGUGACGCCCCGCAACUGAGGGACUCCGGGAACUCCCCGAAGCAACGCUGCUGAAGUCCAUUGUGCAAGUAUGAUGAGUUGCACCCCGAUAGACCAGAUUACAACUGCUGUGAGGUACUGGAUCUCUCUCCCUCGACGGAGACGGCAGCCUUUCUUUAUAUCUUGCCCUAGUUGCUCUGUAUUGCGCUAGGGAGUACGUUCUGUUCAUCUCAUGUGUUUAAUUAUCUGUUUGAUGCCGCGUCAAUCUUCGCAUUUCUGUAUAUUGGUCGUUGGCAACGGAUGGGUCAAUCCAUCUUCCUCGGAUUUCUGCAGAUAUAUCCGCGUUUCGGGGGGUACUGCCUACCCCAGGGCUCUGCGCAGAUUGCAUGAUCAGCCAGUGAAGUUGACAUUCUUAGCGUUCUCGCGGAAAUCGCAAUUCCGAUGCUUUGCGUCUCCCUUGGCCAGUUUCCCUUUGCCCAUCCCAUCUUGGACUCUCGGACAUCUUCUCUCUCUGUUGCAUCAACCAUGUUAUACAGUACAUAUGAAAUAUAUUGCAUUUUGCUAUAUAUGUUGCGACCAUCGUGACCUGUCUAAACCCGAAGUUUAUCGAUCAGUGGGGUGGCUGCCAACAGUCCGUUUCUUGUUUUCCGGGUCGUCGAGGUAUAUAUGUGGGGGCUAUAAACAGGUCAUCCAUAUAGUGGCAUGCGCAUUCCUCCGCGCGUCCAUCCUUGAUCGGCUUGGUCUUCGAACAACGUAUUUCGCACUUUUGAUUCUGGUGUACAACGUUGGAUUGAUGUACACAUAUUGUUACGAAGUCAUAGAAGCUGGAGUUCUGCCUAAUGUAUACGUACCAUACCAGCGCCUGCGGGUCUCUUUCUCACACAGAGGAUGUGGUAUCAUGAUACAUGCCUGGUACGACAUGUCGACAAGCGACUAAGUAUACUGGAGUCCUCUGCGCUACAUAAUAUAUCGGCCGGGGGAUCCCAGGCGCGCGGGGAGGGGUAAGUGCGUUCGAUCAACAAACUAUCACUUCUGACGGAUUUCAAUCAGCAACAACGCUGACAAAUUGAUCCUACUAUCACGUCCAUUCAAUGUGCAGUCCCAGCAAAGCCUUCAAACGCUGAUACGUAGAUUCUCUUGCAAACC